This is a messenger RNA of Ictalurus punctatus (channel catfish), 4850 nucleotides long. RefSeq names its product squalene epoxidase a (gene sqlea). The transcript has 11 exons. NCBI's taxonomy places the organism in Eukaryota, Metazoa, Chordata, Actinopteri, Siluriformes, Ictaluridae. Gene Ontology annotation, cellular component: membrane; endoplasmic reticulum. The record is from RefSeq and is a predicted model, not a curated record. Gene Ontology annotation, biological process: cholesterol metabolic process; sterol biosynthetic process. The coding region runs from base 194 to 1894 and encodes 566 amino acids. Gene Ontology annotation, molecular function: flavin adenine dinucleotide binding; squalene monooxygenase activity.
UAUUAUUUUUAUAGCUAUAUACAAAUGAACUAAAACUUAGAAAUUUAAUAUUUUUAGACCUGUGGCUAUAACUGAAAGAAUUUGCGCUAUCUUUCUUGCAACUUUUGCACGUUAAGCUGUUAUUCUCCCUCUUUUCUUUUUAUUAUUAUUAUUUUUAUUUUAUUAUUUUUAUUUUUUUGUAUCGUUUGAAAUCAUGUGGACUUUUUUGGGAAUAGCGAGCUUCACAUACGUGUACAAAAAAUGCGACGUGUUUGUGUUUCUGCUGGCGAGAACUGCGGUUGUUUUCCUGGCAGUGGGAGCAAUACUCACCUUCUUCAGGUACCGGGGUCUAAAAACCCCCCAAAUAUUACAGUUACCGCUGGAAAUCUUCUCAAUUCUGCCUUUCACUAAUAAAAUCAUCCACAAGUUAGACAUUUAUCAAAGAAACAACGCAGCAGGGGCGAACAAAGAGGGAGGCACCAGGAGGAAACGCGUAAGAACCGAUGAAGAAGCAGUGCAUGCAGAAAGUACCUCAGAGUGUGCAUGGUCUGCUGAUCAGGAGACAGACGUCAUCAUCGUGGGUGCCGGCGUGCUGGGUUCUGCCUUGGCGGCCGUGUUGGCACGAGAUGGCAGGAAGGUUACCGUAGUGGAGCGAGAUCUGCGUGAGCCGGACAGAAUCGUGGGAGAACUUUUGCAGCCAGGUGGCUAUCGGGCUCUCAGAGAGCUGGGGCUGGAGGGUGCAGCAGAGGGCAUGGAUGCUCAUGUGAUCAGUGGGUAUGUAGUCCACGACACAGAGAGUCUCUCAGAGGUGGAGAUCCCUUACCCACAAGACGAGUGUGGCGUUCAGAGCGGCCGAGCCUUCCACCACGGUCGCUUUAUUACAGGCCUGCGACGUGCUGCUCUUGAAGAACCCAAUGUGAAGUUUGUGGAGGGCACUGUAACCAGUCUGCAGGAGGAGGACGACUGUGUGACGGGAGUUCAGUAUCGUGAGAAGGACACUGGGAAAAUCAAGGAGAUCCAUGCUCCUCUGACGGUAGUCGCUGAUGGCUGUUUCUCCAAGUUCCGUAAGAGCCUCAUUUCUGGAAAAGUCAAGAUCUCCUCACAUUUUGUUGGCUGCUUAAUGAAGGAUUGUCCUCAGUUUAAUUCCAAUCACGCAGAGCUGGUGCUGGCAAACCCCAGUCCAAUCCUGAUCUACCAGAUCUCCUCCAACGAGACCAGAAUUUUAGUGGACAUCAGGGGAGAGAUGCCCCGAGACCUGUCAGCGUACAUGGUGGAGAAGAUUUAUCCUCAGCUACCAAGGCAUUUACAGGAGCCGUUUAUUCUCGCUCUGCAGAAUGACCGUCUGAGGACGAUGCCCGCAAGCUUCCUGCCACCUUCACCAGUCAACAAACCAGGAGUCCUGCUUCUGGGAGACGCCUACAACAUGAGGCAUCCUCUGACCGGAGGAGGGAUGAGUGUAGUGCUCAACGAUGUCCGCAUCUGGAGAGAGCUGCUCAGGAACAUUCCAGAUCUGUAUGAUGACAAUGCCAUGCUUCAGGCAAAGAAGAAAUUCUAUUGGGAACGCAAGUCAUCACACUCAUUCGUGGUGAACGUGCUGGCUCAAGCGCUUUACGAGCUAUUCGCAGCAACAGACAGUUCUCUGCACCAGUUAAGAAGAGCCUGCUUCCAGUACUUCAAACUGGGUGGAGAAUGUGUCAGUGGGCCAAUAGGUCUUCUGUCUGUGUUAACGCCAAAGCCCAUGACUCUGAUUGGACACUUUUUUGCUGUGGCCUUGUACGCCACCUAUUUCACGUUCAAGUCGGAGUCGUGGCUGAUGAAACCAAGGGCCUUGGUGAACAGUGGAACAAUUCUUUACCGUGCCUGUGCCAUUAUAUUCCCCCUCAUCUAUUCAGAGCUGAAGUACCUGGUGUACUGAACCACACUAACAGACAUGUGGCCAACCUAAAGACUGCAAUCAGACACAAAGGAACGCACUUAAUAGCACGGAGCGCUCCAAGAAAUGAACCAGCCGUGCCUUUCACCAUCACGCAUAUCUACAUUUCUAAACCUCAAAUCUGGCUAUUCAUAACGGUACAGUAUAAAGAGCUUGUAUCAUACAUCGACAAUGUGAUGAUUGCCUUUAAAGAACUUUGAAUUGGGUGUAUUCGUCACUGUUCUUUUAUGCAUUUAGUUCUUAAAAAGCCAGUUGGAAGAAAUCAUGGCCCUGAUGUUUUAAGCCAGUGCACUGCCACAGCUGUGGAAUUCUUCAUCUAAAGGAAAUAGUUGAGGGAACGUCACACACGUUCACUGUUUUUACUUGUGCCCUCAACACUGCAAUUUUUCCAGCGGUCAUGAACCAUGUGAGGGAAAACCUUCAUACAAGCUGUGAGAUAUUGAGAUAUAUAUAUAUAUAUAUAAUAUAUUUGUGUGUGUGUAUAUAGAUUUUGAAUGCAUUUGAAGCACCAUGUACACUUGGGAAACUGGAUCACUUGUACCUUUCCCUUUGGAGUCAAAUCCAAACAACCUCCACCUCACCUGUUUGCUUUCCAGAAUUAAUUCACCUUUGAAUAAAUAAAACCUUUUCAAUGAUCUUCGUAACUGUGUACAUACAUUCUUUUAUACCACAGUGCCGUGAAAUUCCCGAAUUCUGAUUUCUGGAACCAUCUGUCUGGUCAGAUGGUGUUGGUUCACUUUUAUUUAUUUAUUUAUUUUAAAAAAUGUGACUCACAAAUAAGUCCAAACCAAAAUAAAUGAGCUAAAAAUUCAGCUAUCAUUUCUACAGAGCAGCUGCUCCCAUGAUUUAAAGAUGGAGGAAGUAGAAACGGUGGUCCAGAGGUUCUUCAGAGAACCGAGUCUGUACCUUCUAGUACUACGUUUUCAUCUCUCAUGCUGGUUUUUCUACUUUUAGUACAAAAGUUCUACAUCUUCUGAAGCUGGAGAACUACACAAAGCGCCCACAAGGGGGCAGCAGCAACACUCAAAACACUUCAAGGUUUCUUAAAUCUGAAAAGCUGCUGCUGCUUUUUAAAAGGGAAGAAUGCAUGAGUGUGUUGUCAUGGUUACAGAUCAUGCACUUCUUUGACAUCACUUCCCUAAUGGCUUCCUUUAAUAAACUGUCUCAGUGGAAACCUGCUGCACUCGAAACUCCAUUUCGAUGUGCGCGUGUGUGCGUGCAAAAGUUUCAACCAUGUGGACUUUUUAACACAAGUUCAAAAAAAAAAAAAAAAAGAGAAGGAAUGAAUAGUUUGUCUCAGGUUACAAUAAUUUUUAUUUAUAUACUUUUUUAUUUUAUUUUUUAAACAUCACUACAUUAUAUUCCAGCAAAACAGCUGGAGCAUUUUGUUCACGCUGGACCUCGUCUGUGACUCCACAUGGACAGAACUCGCUGGUGUGGGAAGAGUGAUGAGGGUCUGAUGAAUACCUGCUCUUCAUCACCCUCCUCAUCCUCCCUCAGCCUGUGAACAGUGAAUCUACACACCAACAAAGACACGGCGUCGGGACGAGACGGGUGAGGAGAGAAUCGAAACCCCACUGGACUCGGACAUUAGAUUCAGGGCUUUGGCUACACUUUCCCAACAGUGUAGCAGAAAGCUCUUCAUAAACAGCUAACAUCUGUUCAUUUCUAAACACACACACACAAAUUAUAACAAAGACUGUACAGCUACUGCAAAGAUAGCUGAAAGCAUCUGGCUUUGAACUAGAUUAAAGUGCUAGAAGCAACCCAUCAAUCCACACUCUACAUAUUUGUCUGCUAAUAAUUAUAUAUUUAUAUAUAGGAACAAAUCUACUAUUUUAACAUGAAUUUACAGGGUAAUAUACUGUACAUUAUAUUGGUAACAGCUGAAAUAUCAGCACAAAAAAAGAUCACUGUCACACUUAACAGCAAUAUAUAAUUACAUAUAUAUAUUUAUAUAAUUUGUUAUAUAAUUAUGUACAUAAAUAUAUAAUUGUCAUUAUAUUUAUGAAAAAAAACAAAACAAAAAAAACGAGCUUUUCAAACGAUACCCUGAAAAGCAAAUUUUUUUUUUUGUCGAGACGUAAAAGCUUUUAAAAGUUUGUUUGAAAGAACGACGGGAAGAGGAGACAAAAAAGACCCCGUCUGGAUUAUUGAGGUUAACAAGAACAGUAAUUUGCAUAUUCCACAAAAUCUAUUGCGACACAUUACUGUCUACGAACAGUACACACGACCCUCCACACACACACACACACACACACACACACGGAGGAAGCUGAACUCGCACAUAAACCCACUGAACAGAACGGUACGACGAUGUUUUUUCUUCAUAGAUUAAGGGCUAUGUGCUUUACCGCGGUGAAUCUAUGAUGGUGAACGACAGAAAGACAAAUUCACAACGCUCAGAUAAUUCACUUCAGAAGAAACCCUGCCCGGAUGUACGCUCGCAUUUUAUUUGCUCUCGUUAUAGAUGCCGCCUUAAAUCAAGCGAUCCUGUUACCCGUCAAAACGUUUUAUUCUCAGACGACACAGGAAUGUGUUUGUAGUUACGUCCAUUUCUUGUUUCUGUCCAUCUCCAGUGAGGCCAUUGCAUUAGUGACAUCCAAGUAUGACCUGACGGAUGAAGCCUUCUGUCUCGGGCUGUAACAGGUCCAUCUCGUCCCAAACCUACGCCAGCGUCACCGUCUGAUGUUCAGAGCGCUCCAGUGGUCCCCUGUAACCGGUACAUGAACGCUCACUGAUGAUUGUCACGGUGCGUCUCCGCUUACUUCUGCUCACGUAAACACACCUUGCACUGAAGCUUGGAACAAAGUACACAUGGUAACAGCACGAGAAGAGAGAGAGGGAGAGAGUGGUGGGGAGGAGGGGGAGGAGAUUUCUGUUAAAUGCAGGAGUAACAUACGACAAGCAUAAAGAAAUUAUGCUUCUUUAAAACAGG